Neodiprion fabricii is the source of this 3258-nucleotide messenger RNA. Its product is annotated as porphobilinogen deaminase. Gene Ontology annotation, biological process: heme biosynthetic process. Gene Ontology annotation, cellular component: cytoplasm. Bases 484 to 1554 code for a protein of 356 amino acids. The record is from RefSeq and is a predicted model, not a curated record. Lineage: Eukaryota; Metazoa; Arthropoda; Insecta; Hymenoptera; Diprionidae. The transcript has 6 exons. Gene Ontology annotation, molecular function: hydroxymethylbilane synthase activity.
ACGACCGUCAUGGCGUGUAGAACGUGACAGACGUCGAGCAAAUUCCUCUAAUUAACAUAGUUAAUGUAUUUCACUUUCUGCUGCAGUGCCAGUGACUGUGAAAUUGACGAUAAAGAUAUCACGGUAGCUUUUCAUUAACACUAACAAACAAAUUCAUACGAUUACGUUAGUAAAAUCAGUGCCUAUGCAAAUACACGGAUGUUGCACGAACACCGUAGGAUCAUCGCAGUUUUCACGACUGGUGAAAGUACCUGACUGGCCGUGUAAAGGUCUUACGACCACCUUAUGACCCAAUUAGAUAUAUCUCUUUUUUGAUGUAUGGAAGAAUAACGUUAUUUAUUAUUUUAUAAGCAUUCCGCAUUAAUAAUCGAACCUCUCUUUGCAUACUGUAAACUGUUUGCGUGAACGAGAGUCAUUCUCCAAGUUGUAUGUACAAUAUUCAUGUAGUGAGAUUCCUUUCAUCGUAAACUAAUUUGAGCCACAAUGACCUCCGAAACGCGUGACGUAAUCCGUGUUGGAUCGCGAAAAAGUGAGUUGGCACUGAUUCAAACCAGAUUCGUAAUUAAAUGUCUAGAGGAUAUUCACCCCAAGAAAACUUUCGAGAUAGUUACCAUGAGCACGAAAGGUGACAAGAUCCUUGACAAAUCGUUGCCAAAAAUUGGAGAAAAAGCACUCUUUACUGCCGAACUUGAAAUUGCCCUGGAGAACGGCAGAGUUGAUUUUGUUGUUCACUCGUUGAAGGAUCUUCCCACAACUUUACCGGAAGGAAUGGCCCUUGGUGCUGUACUUAAACGAGAAGAUCCGCGUGACGCAGUUGUAAUGUCUAAGAAAUUCCUGGGAAACACCCUAUCAUCUCUUCCAGAGGGUAGCGUAAUCGGCACUAGUUCUUUACGCCGAUCAGCUCAGCUCGCACGAAACAUGCCGCACUUGAAAGUAGAAAGUAUCAGAGGUAAUUUGAACACAAGAUUAAAAAAAUUGGAUGACGAGUCGAGUACCUUUGCUGCUAUCAUUCUUGCUGCUGCUGGGAUGAAGAGAAUGGGUUGGGAAGAUCGCAUAUCCCAGCUCCUGGAACCAGAAGAAGCUCUCUAUGCAGUUGGUCAAGGAGCGCUGGGUGUUGAAUGUCGAGAGACGGACUGGGAUAUUUUGUCAUUACUGUCACCUCUACACGAUAUUGAAACGACCCUGAGAUGCGUUUGUGAGCGUUCGUUUUUGCGCACUCUUGGCGGUGGUUGUUCAGCCCCUGUUGCAGUGUGUUCUUCCCUAGUUGAGAAAGAUCUGAGUAUAACAGGAGCCGUAUGGUCGUUAAAUGGACAAACCACCAUCAGCUCCACUCUGAAGAGCAAAAUAUAUUUACCAGAUGAUGAUGGAGAACCGCCAAAGAAGUGCCCGUACCGUGAACCCCGUUUAUACUGCAGCAUAGUCCCUGGAAAAGUGAGCGGAAUAAGUUUAUACGGGGCUGAACAGCUUGGGCAAGAUAUUGCAGAGCAAUUAGUGAGUAAAGGUGCACUAGCAAUAAUGUCAGAGGCUAGGCAAGAAGUUCUUAGUACGCCAUAGUGAUAUAAUAGGUAAAUAAACUGUUGUACAUUGCAUGUUGGUUACGGGUGGGUAGUUGAAAUUUAUUUUUCGUAUCAGCCUUCGAUUUUGUGGCGGAAGAAUACGUCUUGCACAGUUUUAAGCUCGGAAGAGUAGUUAUGAUUAAUUAAUUGAAAAAUACAAAAUUAUCGGCGACAGGGACAUUGCAUCUUGUGAAAGAAUUGGAUUAUCACCUCAACACACUAUAGAUUUCGUAUCUUUAUUGCUGCUCAAAUUACAUUUAUACAUAUUUUUUCCUAUCUCUUUGAAACAAUUCUCAUACCAUCAAUCAGUCAGAAUUGUUACCACCUGGGAAAUUUGUACUAUCUUUAUUUCUUUCUUCUUUAUUAAGUGUUUAUAGAUAAUCAUGACGUUUGGCCCUAUACAGGUAUAAAGUUAUAUUAAAUGAAAUAUUUGUUCCGUUUUCAAAUAUUUAUUUGUACAUAUCACCGUGUUGAUAACUAGUUGAAUAAUUUUACUAAAUUUUUUUCCAUCGGCUUCUACUUACCAGAGACACCCAAACACCAUGGAAAAUGUCAGGAAAUUUAUCUCUCGGUUAUUUCUUUGACUAAUUAUUCGAUAUUCGAAAUUAUUUUCAUCACGUGUUCGAUAUUAGUCCAUAACAGAGACUUAAAUCAAUCAAUUUUGCAAAAUUUCUAUGCUUCUAGCAAAAGCUGUUGCCGUAAUUCAGUCCAUUUUACGGCUUAAUAUCAUAAAGGUCUAUUAGAAUCAAAGGUAAUGGAACAACAAUAGCAGAACCCCAAAAUGGGUGUAUAGAAGUGAUGAAUUUAUAAUGGCCUUGCUUCCAAAAAUUUUGCUCAACAUAUUCUCAUGAAACCAUGAUACAUUUUUUCUUAUGGUCAAAAUUUGUCUUAUUCAUGGUUGAAAAUCCACGUAAGGCAUUAUCAAGGAUAACAGUAAUACAAGUAAUGAUCAGUGCUGUAAUUAUUAAAUAUGUAUUAUCUAAUCAGUUCAUGUGAACGGUUAUGAUAAAGUGAACCGUGACUAUACUGGCCUAAACUAUUUUGUGAAAUAAGAGAUCAUGACUUUUACGCAAUAGAUUACAAUACUGAGUGAUUCAGUUGCGCAAUCUGAAAAUGCCUAUACAUAUGUGACUCAGCUCCUCUCUUUCACUCAUUUCAUAUUUCUAGUAACUGAGAUCUAGAGACUUGGGGGAAAAAAACUCGAGUAUCGGAGAAUUUGUCUGAUCAUAAUGUUGUUGGGUAAUUUAGAGAUUGUUAAAAAAUUGUAUUGAUAAUGAGAAAACGCGUGAGCUGAUCAUUUUGAGUAACUCAUGUUAUGAUUUAAAAAUAAUUAUUAUAUAUUGUAUUUUCUUUCGCGCUGGAUCUAGAAAUUUUUUUUUUAAUUUAACAUUAGUACCAAAGCGCUCUUGUUUGUACAUACCGAAGUAAUAUAUAUAUUUAUAUAUAUUGUAUAUACAACUAAGAAAUUACUGUUAUUAUUUUUAAUAAGAACUUGAUAUACAGAACACGUAUAUAAACAUAUGUAUUUAAUUCAUUUACCAUUUUAUAGUUGGUAUAUUAAGUACAGUUUACAUUAUGGAUUGAGAGAUUCAGAGGAGAGAGAAAAGAGUGUAGUCACAAAGAAAAUUUAUUGUACAUUAGAUGUAAUAUGAAUACGAAGAAUAAUUGAUAAUAAAAACAGAUUUUAAAUGAGUUAAUAUAA